This is a messenger RNA of Pyrus x bretschneideri (Chinese white pear), 1868 nucleotides long. RefSeq lists its product as uncharacterized. The record is from RefSeq and is a predicted model, not a curated record. The transcript is spliced from 14 exons. The coding region runs from base 295 to 1536 and encodes 413 amino acids. NCBI's taxonomy places the organism in Eukaryota, Viridiplantae, Streptophyta, Magnoliopsida, Rosales, Rosaceae.
GUUCAAAUCUCUGCAGUUCCUCGUUGGUGCCAUUUUCAAAAACCCAAUCGGAGAAUCAGGGAAACGGAACUGGAAGGCCCUGCCGGACGACGGAGCUGGGGCCGUGUUCGGUUUUGCUCCGCCGCGUUGAACUUUUUUUCACGGCAAAAUCACCUCCCCUUGCAGGGUUGUUUGAUGGUUGCUUCACUACUGAAGCUGUAGAAUCUGCCGAUUUUCGUGCGUGUGGAACACCCUCUGCUUGCUAGAAUUCAACCUGUAUCUUUGUGACUCUGGGAUCACAGUAACUUGAGCAAUAUGGGGUCUCCGAUACGCAUCGGAAAUUUAAGAAACCCCAAUGAGACAAUGAGGCUUGCAGUGACAAUCUUUGUUGGAGCUGUAGUCGGGUUCUUUUUAGGAGUAUCGUUUCCAACAAUUUCGUUGACUAAGAUGAAUCUUCCGUCGACCCUUUUUCCUUCAAUUGAUCUUUCGUGCAUAGAGGAAAAGUACUCCGGGUUUUCACCCCAAGUGUUGUUGAGUGCCUGGUCUUCUUUGAAGGGAAACGAGCAGCGCACUGAAAAAUAUGUGUCUCAGGAGACAAAGAUUUGGGUUCCAACUAAUCCUCGAGGGGCUGAAAGCCUAGCGCCUGGUAUCAUUGCAUCUGAGUCGGAUUUCUAUCUUCACCGACUAUGGGGUCUGCCCAGUGAGGACUUACUUGUCAAGCCAAAGUAUCUUGUAACCUUUACCGUAGGUUGUGCUCAGAAAAAAAACGUUGAUGCAGCUGUGAAAAAGUUUUCAGAGAAUUUCACCAUACUUUUGUUUCACUACGAUGGUUUGACAAGUGAAUGGGAUGAGUUUGAAUGGUCGAAGCGAGCUAUCCACAUGAGCAUUCAGAAGCAAACUAAAUGGUGGUAUGCCAAGCGGUUUUUGCAUCCUGACAUUGUGGCACCGUACGAAUACGUAUUUAUUUGGGAUGAGGAUCUUGGUCUGGAACACUUUGAUGCUGAGAAAUACAUAAAAUUGGUAAAGAAACAUGGUUUGGAAAUAUCACAGCCAGGUUUAGAUCCAAAGAGUGGGCUAACAUGGCAGAUGACAAGGCGGAGAGAAAACAGCGAAGUUCACAUGCAGACAGAGGAGAGACCUGGUUGGUGCAGUGAUCCGCAUUUGCCACCAUGUGCAUCGUUUGUUGAAAUUAUGGCACCUGUGUUUUCUCGGGAUGCAUGGCGUUGUGUCUGGCAUAUGAUUCAGAAUGACCUGGUCCAUGGCUGGGGUCUGGAUUUUGCUCUUAGAAAUUGCGUUGAGGGCCUUCCAUCUUUUAUCUUUGCUUGGGAACAGCCUGCACAUAAGAAAAUUGGAGUCGUGGACGCGCAAUGGAUUGUCCAUCAAGGCGUUCCUUCACUCGGGAACCAAGGGCAAGCGGAGGGUGGAAGAGCACCAUGGGAAGGGGUAAGGGAGAGGUGUCAUAGCGAAUGGGCAAUGUUUCAAGCACGAAUGACCGGCGCCGAGAAAGCAUAUUUUGAGGAAAUGGGAGUUGAUCCUCCAAAUUCAACAGCUCAUUAGAGGGUUGAAAGUAAUGAACCGGGAUCCUCUCCGGAUCCCAAAAAUCUGAGUCGAAGGAUCCAACGAUCCAGGCCGUUGAAAUUUGAUUCAACGUUUACAAUUAUGAUAACUUUUAGAGGGGCUCCCUGUUUGUAGUUGUUAGAUCAAAUUUCAACGGUCCGGAUCAUUGAAUCUAUAGACUCAGAUUUGUUGGGAUCCGGAGAGGAUUCGGGUUCGAAAAUAAUGGUGACAGGAACUUGUACAAAUACAGCUCGACUGUACUUAACACAAAGUUACAUUCGGUCUGGCUAUGUAUUGUUGCUACGUCAAUACUAGUGCCUUUUAAGGUUGCA